CAUCCUCGGCAGAGAGCCGGAGCUGCAGAUCGGAAGAGCAGAGCGUUGGGCUCAGUCCGGCUCCCACGCCGAAGAGUUCCUGGGGUGACACUAUCUUUUCCUUCCAUUACCUCGGGAAUACCACGGGAUUUACCCCCCAUCUUCUCAUCCCACGGAUUUGGUGGUUUUCCCGCCCCUGGCCUCGCCUCCUGCCCGCCCUCGGAUCAGCGCUCGGGUGAAAAGGGCACCAUCAGACGGGUGAUCGCUGGCCCUGGUGCUAUACUACGAUACCUUCAUCCUGACCUGCCCACUCGCCUGCCCUCGACCCCUCACCUCCCUGUAACCAUGACGACCAAAACAACCAAUGUCCUGGAUGGGAACAAGGUCUCCUCCCCUCUCCUGUUGUCCACAUCAUCCCCGUCCUACCUGUCUUGCCAGCGCCUAGUGACCAAGGACGGUCACUGCGCCCUGCGGUCCUCCCCUCCCUCCCCUGGCCUGUGGCCCUCCUGGGCAUCUGCCUCUGCCUGGCUGCUAGCCCUACAGGACCUGUGGGGGGCAGUGGUGUGCCUGCGCUGGCGCUGGGUCCUAUUGGCCUUCUGCACCUCCUUUGUGGCCCACUGGCUGCUGUUCGCCUGCCUGUGGUACCUACUGGCCCACCUCAAUGGAGACCUGGCGGUGGAGGACCACGACGCUCCUCCAGAGGGACACGUAGUGUGUGUCAAAUACAUCACCAGCUUUACCGCAGCCUUCUCCUUCUCCCUGGAGACCCAGCUGACCAUAGGGUACGGCACCAUGUUCCCCAGUGGGGACUGUCCCAGUGCUAUAGCCCUGCUGGCAGUUCAGAUGCUGCUGGGGCUCAUGCUGGAAGCUUUCAUCACAGGUGCGUUUGUGGCUAAGAUCGCCCGUCCCCAGAAGCGUGCGGGGGCCAUUCAGUUCAGCCCCCAGGCGGUGGUAGGUCAGCACCAGGGCCAGCCCUGCCUCAUGUUCCGGGCCACCAACCUUCUGCGUCGCCCCCUGGUGGACGUGGAGGUCAGUGCCGUGCUGUACGAACAGAGAGACGACCAAGUCCUGCACCAGACCAACCUGGACUUCCAGCUGGACCGGUUGGGCCCCCGCCCCUGCCCAUUCUUCAUCUUCCCCCUCACCUUCUACCACGUCCUGGACCGCCACAGCGCCCUUUACCCGGCCCUGCGUGAGGGUAGCGCCAGCCAUUUUGAGCUAGUGGUGUUUCUCUCCGCCUCCCAGGAGGGCACGGGCGACGCCUGCCAGAAGAGGACGUCCUACCUACGCCAGGAGAUCCAGUUUGAGCGGCGCUUUGUACCCGCUGUGGGGUUGGACAAGCAAGGCAGGUACCAGGUGAGCAGUCAGCACUUUGGCAUUGCCCACUGCAAUGAGCCUCUGGACAAGGAGUGUGUGGUGCAAAUCAACGGGGAUGGGAGUGACAGGAUGGAGUAAG
Molecule: messenger RNA, 1435 nt
Organism: Oncorhynchus masou masou (cherry salmon)
Lineage: Eukaryota; Metazoa; Chordata; Actinopteri; Salmoniformes; Salmonidae
Product: inward rectifier potassium channel 13-like
Exons: 4
Coding region: 325-1434 (369 amino acids)
Biological process (GO): potassium ion import across plasma membrane; regulation of monoatomic ion transmembrane transport
Cellular component (GO): plasma membrane
Molecular function (GO): inward rectifier potassium channel activity
Source: RefSeq, a predicted model, not a curated record